Messenger RNA from Saccharomyces paradoxus, 423 nucleotides. RefSeq names its product mitochondrial 54S ribosomal protein mL43 (gene MRPL51). Lineage: Eukaryota; Fungi; Ascomycota; Saccharomycetes; Saccharomycetales; Saccharomycetaceae. The record is from RefSeq and is a predicted model, not a curated record. The transcript has a single exon. The coding region runs from base 1 to 423 and encodes 140 amino acids. Gene Ontology annotation, cellular component: mitochondrial large ribosomal subunit. Gene Ontology annotation, molecular function: structural constituent of ribosome. Gene Ontology annotation, biological process: mitochondrial translation.
AUGGUUGUAAAAGCUAUUGCGCGAAAUUCCAUAGGUCGUAAUGGAGUUGGAGCAUUUGUGUUCCCAUGCAGGAAGAUUACUUUGCAAUACUGUAAUUGGGGAGGAUCUUCGGAAGGCAUGAGGAAGUUUUUGAACUCAAAGAGGCUAAAUAAAUGGGGCCAGGAGUUCCCAUGGAUACAGUUCGAAGUGUUGAGGAAGUCUGGACACCCCUUAUUGAGGGCAGAAUAUACAAAUGGACGCGAAAAAGUUGUUUGUGUGAGAAACCUGAACAUUGAUAAUGUGGAAAACAAGCUAAAGUUAUUGAAAGAUUCUGACGGGGACAUUUUGCGCAGAAGAACAAAGAAUGACAACGUGGAGAGCUUGAACAGUAGUGUGAGAGGCAUAUGGUCCCCUCUGCAUGCUGCAAAAAGGCAUAGAAUUUAG